Micropterus salmoides (largemouth bass) is the source of this 1425-nucleotide messenger RNA. It is a transcript of the gene cenpn, whose product is annotated as centromere protein N. NCBI's taxonomy places the organism in Eukaryota, Metazoa, Chordata, Actinopteri, Centrarchiformes, Centrarchidae. The record is from RefSeq and is a predicted model, not a curated record. Gene Ontology annotation, biological process: chromosome segregation; CENP-A containing chromatin assembly. The transcript is spliced from 10 exons. Bases 116 to 1153 code for a protein of 345 amino acids.
UGUACUUCUGUCUGACCUGCUACCGUGCGAACUGGACGGAGCUAACGGUUUAAUUACACAAAAAAACUAUCUUCCUUAUACCGUAGCUAAUCUAGAUAUUGUUGUCUGAAGAAGAAUGGAUGACUCUAUGAAACGCUUACUGCAGCGACUCAUAAGACGGAUACCGACUCAAAUGCUAAGAACAACACUGGACAAGUGGGGCCGUUUGACUGUGGCGCAGCAGCAAUCCAUGGAUUUUACUCAACCAAAGUGGGCAUUAACGGAACAACUACUCUCCAUGUGCGAGGAACAUAAGUGGACUGUUAAACACAUCACAGAACUCGAGAUGAUCUAUGUCAUUGACAAUCCAAACCAGGGAAUGUGGUAUGCCUUCCAGCUCAUGGACCCCGAAGAUGAUGCUCACUCUGUAGAGCUGACGCAGUUCAAGGAACAAUUUAAAUGUCACCUCAGUGAGCUCGUAAGACAUGUGUCUGUCAAAAUGAAGAAGCACACAGAUGAAGCUGUAUGGAUUCGGAUUGCAUGGGGGGACAGCUUCUCUCGACCCAACCACCUGAAACCAACAUAUGUUGUUCACCAUCUUCAAACUCCUUAUGUCUUUGUGACCAGCCUGACUUCAAAGCAAAAGCCACUGUUAUACCAGGCCUUGGUUCUGGCCACUAGAUAUCAAGCUAUCAAGGAUGCUAACCUCAGUGGACGGAAACUCACUGACAUUAGGGACCUGCUGAUGAGGCAAUAUCAACAGGUGUUUCCCACAAAGUAUCCCAGCCCUCUUGCAGAAAGGAACCAAAUUGUCUCAAACCCAAACAUCGAAAGAGAACAUGCUAAGUCUGCAGAAAACAGACUUCAGAUGGCCUGUGAGGCCUUUGGUGAAGGAAUGUUACCUCAACUACAGUCUGCAGUUUACAAGCUGGAGACAAAAUUCAGAGACCCCACCAACAAGACCAUGACAGAGCGGGAGGAGCCCUUCAGAUGUGUUGUUAAAUUUGAAAGCACCAACCUCCUGGAGUCACUAAAACACUGUGCAUCUUCAGGAAUUUCCUCCACGCCUGUCACACCUCUGCUCUCAUCUAUUCCCCUAAAAGGAAGGAAUUAUUUUGUCAUCACAGACAAUGUCCCUGGUCCCUCCUCACAAACGCACCAACCACAGAACUGAGGAGUGACAGACACUUGAUUUUAAAGGACUCGCAGUGUUGCCUGUUACUUCUACCACAUCCAGUCCACCCAUGGAUUGCUUUUCUUUAACCAUCGACUAUCAUUGAUCUCCUUGUUAAAAUAGCUCUUAAAGAGUCAUUGCCAAUAUAUCAGUAGUUGGCAACAGAUAAUUUAUCACUUACCUUUUGUUUGUGUGUAAGUGGCAGAAUGUUAGUGCUGUCAAAUUUUAUAUAGGCCCAAACUGAAUAUUAAAGCAGGAUUGUUAAUAUUGUU